Messenger RNA from Nannizzia gypsea CBS 118893, 708 nucleotides. RefSeq lists its product as hypothetical. The transcript has 2 exons. Lineage: Eukaryota; Fungi; Ascomycota; Eurotiomycetes; Onygenales; Arthrodermataceae. The record is from RefSeq and is a predicted model, not a curated record. Bases 1 to 708 code for a protein of 235 amino acids.
AUGAAGCAGAGAAAGGUCAGCAGGGAUAACAUUCCUAGCCGGAUAUUUUAUAUUGAACCCAAAAGACGAGCAGUGUGGCUCCCGAAGCAGACGAAAUCCCCCCACAAAUACUUCCCUGGUGGCAUCUCCACCAAUGACGAUGAUGAAAACCCUGAGGAAUAUCAUCAGCAGAAUUUGGAUGGCCCUCGAUUCAAGAGCAAGUUUAAUCAAAUGGUCAACUAUCCGACAGGCGGACCUCCUCCAAGACGCACUUCCUUGCAAACCGUGGCUCCCAGCCCAUUUCUCUCUCUCAGGCAAACUGCAGAAGAUAUUAGUUCGCAAAGCGGAGAUGAAGACACAAUAUGGAGAAGAAAUACCCAACUCCAGUCGGUGGUAGAAUGCCAACUUACAAAGGUCAUAGUUCCUCCCGAAGGACAUAUUCUAUACCACAGCCUUGUUAAUGGCUUUAUAUCCGUCCCUAAUGCCUGUGUAAACGCGGAGGAAGACAUAACCCAAACGCUGCAAUAUACAACCAAGAAGGAAGAUGUCUAUUUUGAACUAAGGCGACGAAAAUCAGAAAUAAGGGCUAUUAUAGCGUCACAUUGUGGUGAGGAAGAAUAUCCCGGAAAUACGGAGGAGAAACUACGAACAGAAGCAACAACUCAUAUAUGGGUUAGUGAGAAAUGCCCUGAUAUUCCUCUCCGAAAACUCUACGGAUUUGUUUUCUAG